GUCCUGUUCUUACCCUUACAUUAUGUUUUAAUUUGAUUUGUUUAAUAAUUAUACCACUCACCACUGUCCUAUAUAAUAUGAAUAAAUUAAAUAGUCUACUAUACUAUUCUGGUCACUGAAAUGGAAUCUACACAGUCAUUAUGUCAGAUUUAACUCUUCUUGAUCUACCUUUUGAUAUUUUAUCUAAAAUCUUUAAAUUUUUAGCAUUAUCAGACCUUGGCAAUGUAAUGCUCACUUGUAAAACUUUGAAGACCUUUAUUACACAAGACAAUACAAUCUGGAGAUCUUUCACUAACCUAUUCGUUCGCAACAGUGUCGAUAACAGGUCCCAACCACUCUCAUCUUAUACAUUAUGUAGAGUUUCACGAAGUUGGUGUAAUGGAUUUUACAAACAGAAAACUCUCCGUUAUAAUACAAAAUACAUGCCAUGGGUGAAGUUUCACAAUUCAGAAGCUGUGCUGAUAGCACUUGGAUCAAAACUAUGUUGCUAUCCUGCCGACCCACAGGGUUUAAAGGAUGGUGGAUAUAUAUGGAGUGUGGAAGUACCAAAAGUUGAACGAAAUGACAUAAGAACAAAUGAUAUAUCAAGAUUUGUAAUUAAAAAUGGACUCCUUGUAUGUGGAAAUAGAGAUGGAUGUGCUAUUGUUUAUAAAUUUAAGGGCACAAGGCAAAGGCCGUGCUUGCUCCACCAUAUCCAAGACUGUCAUGACGGAGGCCAGUCAGAAGUUUCUGCAGUGGAACUGAUUCAUACUGGAGAUGUGUCCAUUGCAGUCACUGCUUCAUGCACCAGUCCUAACCUUUGCUACUGGUACAAUAAUGGAAUAGAGCAUGAUAUGAAUGCACCUGCAAAGGUAAAAAUUUAUAAAAAUACAGAUAUAAUCAGAGUACCACACCAUGGUAUUGAAGGUUUGAGAUGCCUAUCAGUAAAUAAAUCACAAACUAAAUUAGCUAUUGGCCCAGAUGGAGACAGUAAGCCUCUUUUAGUAGAUGUCACAAUGUCAAAAUUUGUCUCUUGCACCAAUGUGUCCCCUGAUGUAAGGCAAGCAGUGCGAGAUGUGCAGUGGCAUGAUGAGAACACAAUUGCUUAUGUCACACAUGCUGGGAAACUGCAACUCAUUGAUACUAGAACUUUUGAAGUUGUAUAUGAUUCAAAGGACCCAUUCUUAGUUACCCUGUACUGUGUGAAGACUGAUGGUGACAGUGCCAUCCUAGCAGGCGCCGCAGAACACUCUAGAUGCGUGCUGUAUGAUCGAAGAAAUGCCAAUUGUCAUGUUCAGAUGUACUUCACUUCAAAGAGGCCUUCGCCUGUAUACAGUUUAGAUUUCGACUCAACUAGGCUUAUAGCAGCAACAGACCUCAAUCUUGUUAGCCUGAACUUCAACAUAAGAGCUGACAAAAUGAGACAGCGAGAUUAUUCUUCCUUCGAUUUUAAGAUUGCUUAAUUUGCGGUUUGAAAAUUAAAACAAAUCGAAUUAGGAAUAAAAUUAUAAAACAAAAUGAAU
This is a messenger RNA of Cydia strobilella, 1502 nucleotides long. RefSeq lists its product as uncharacterized. Gene Ontology annotation, cellular component: SCF ubiquitin ligase complex. Bases 141 to 1442 code for a protein of 433 amino acids. Gene Ontology annotation, molecular function: protein binding. NCBI's taxonomy places the organism in Eukaryota, Metazoa, Arthropoda, Insecta, Lepidoptera, Tortricidae. The record is from RefSeq and is a predicted model, not a curated record. The transcript has 8 exons. Gene Ontology annotation, biological process: SCF-dependent proteasomal ubiquitin-dependent protein catabolic process.